UCCUGGCGCCGGGUUUUCGCGGAAUCUUUUAAAAAAUCCACCUCUACUUUAAAGCAUUGGAGGAAAAAAAUAGCACCGAUAGGCAACUGAUGAUCAGAGGAGCAGCGAGGAUCAGAGUCGGAAGGCUGGCUGCUUUGCUUUCGAACUGUGUGAUCAUUACCAUAAGAGUGUGAAAGGAUGGGGGAUACAAAAAUGCAUUCGGGAAUUUCGGAUUGAGGGGGAAAAUAAUCUGAACGUGUUGUUUUUUCUCUUGUUUUCUUGGAUCUGGUUCUUUUGGAGGGGGAUUUAUUUUUACUUACAAAAUGCCAUUUGCCAAGAGGAUCGUGGAACCUCAGUUACUGUGCAGACAUGCCAUUCCCAAUGAUGAAGGUUUGCUUUUUGAGGAUUUGUGUUCUAUCAACAAUGUAGCUCUUUCCCGGACCUUGAGGCAGCUCUCCGACCUGGCCAAGCACGCCUGUUCCUUAUUUCAGGAGCUGGAGAACGAAAUCAUAUCCACGAACAAGCGGGUUUGGGUUCUGCACAACAAAAUAGGCAGAAUCCAGCAGACUGCCAGCGGUCUCGAUCCCAAGCAAGAGGCAGUGCCUGUCUCCAACCUGGAUGCAGAGAGCAAGCUGACAACACACUACCAGGCUCCAUGGCACCAGCAGCGCAACGUGUUCCACCCUUCCACUCGCCCGCCCUGCGUCGAGGAGCUCCAUCGGCAUGCCAAGCAGAACCUGCGGGCGCUGUACCGAGAUCAACAACAGAGGCAGCGGGCGAACAGCAGGGAGCGCAGGGUGACGAUCUCCAUCUCGGUGGCGCCUCCUAUGCCAGCCUUCCCCUCACCACGCACCUUGAGGCGGCGGGAACAGAGAAGCCGACACCUCCGAACGGAGAGACAUGGGAGAGAGAUAGAGUUUCAGCAAAUGCAAAGAAAGGAGAGGCCAAUGAGAGACACAGAAAUUCACCAAGCACAGAGAAAGGAGAGACCAGGAAGAGAGAUAGAAUUUCAGCAAAUGCAGAGAAAGUUUGGCAGAACCCGCUCCUCCUCCCCCACUGAAUGUUGCCACUUGACACCCUGGAGCAGAAAGGCUGUUCCUCCGACAGACCUUGACAUCGAUGUAGUCGCAUUAGGUCACAGGCCGAAGUGCCCGGUGCCUAAUAUCCCCUCAACACUGGACAAGCAGACCAACUGGUCUAAAGUGCUACCUCUCCCAACCCCAGAGGAGAAAAUGAGAACAGAGUCUCAAGUGAUUUCUUCAUGCAUUAUUCCCAUUAAUGUCACCGGGGUUGGAUUUGACAGAGAAGCCAGUGUGCGUUGCUCUCUUGUUCAUUCUCAGUCAGUACUACAAAGAAGACGGAAGCUAAGAAGACGAAAAACCAUCUCAGGCAUUCCCAGACGAGUACAGCAAGAAUUAGAUUCUGACGAAUCUCCAGUGGCGAGAGAGCGGAACGUGAUCGUACACACCAAUCCGGACUUUUCUCUGUGCCGCGAAGAGCUUACUUCCAUCAAUGGCCGGUCAACCACUAAGGACUCGGGGUGCCAGACGGAUGACAUCUUAAUUGCGGCGCCCUCACGCCGGCGAAUACGAGCCCAGAGAGGCCAGGGCAUCCCGACCUCUCUAUCCCACUCCACCGGCAACAUCACAUCGCUGCCGGACAACUCGGACGCCAUGUUCGCGGCCACGGUGGGCAGCCGCCUCCGCUCGCGCAGCCUGCCCCGGGAGGGGGGCCGGCUCGUGGACGAAGACCACGACAGCGACGAAGAGCUGUCUCCGUACGAGACCGAAGAGUUCCUGCCGGGACCCGAGCGCGUCUUGAAGGAUGAGGAAGAAAGUACAGAUGACCAGGCUAUGCCAGAUCAUCAGCUGGUCGGGCUGAAGUGCAAACAACAUGUAGGAAGCCCAGAUCACAACUGGAAUGAAAGAGGGCGGUCCAGGCUCCCCAGGAAGGUGGAUAUGGGAAGCUGUGAGAUUUCUUCCAGCUCAGAUACCUUCAGCAGCCCCAUUCACUCAAUUUCUACUACAGGAGUGUUGGGGAGCCAGAUAGACCACAAGGAGGACCAUCAGUCUUCCAGUGGCAACUGGAGUGGGAGCAGCUCCACAUGCCCCUCACAGACUUCAGAGACCAUCCCCCCUGCUGCUUCACCACCCCUGACGGGAUCUUCACACUGUGAUUCGGAGCUGUCGCUGAAUACUGCUCCUCACGUCAACGAUGACCCCACUGGCUUCAUUAUUGACCCGUACCAGACUGACAAAGUCAGAGGCCACAGGGCGAGUUCCUUUACCUCCACGGUAACUGACCUGCUGGAUGACCCAGGCAUGAGCAACGUGAGUGAUGGUGAGUGGAACUACCUUCACCAUCAGCAUGAUAAGUCCUGCCGCCAGGAUUUCAGCCCUCAGCGUUCCAGGGAGGAUGAGAGCAGCCUUGAGUGCCCAAGUUUCACAAGCAUGGCAACAUAUGAAAGUUUCAUGGACAAGCCACCAUCCGAGAAAGCAGAUUCAAGUUCGCACUUCUCUGUGGACACAGAAGGCUACUAUACCUCCAUGCACUUUGACUGUGGUCUUAAAGCUAGCAAAAGCUAUAUUUAUAACUAUGCAGCCAUGGGCACAGACUGUGGCCAGAGCGCAAAUGUUGCACCUAGUAUGGACGGAUACCCUCAGCAAGAGUACCAGGGUCAUAGAACAACAGGAAGACAGAGUCUUUCAUUCAAAAAACCAAAGGUGAAGCCAGCCCCACCAAAACGCAGUUCAUCAUUGAAGAAAACAAGCAGUGGUGCAAAUGUUCCUGACAAGAAAGAACCAAAGAUAAAUAGUGGGCAGCCCCUGCCUUUGUCUUCCAGGGAAAUGAAGCUGCAGCUGGACUUGGCCAGCUCCCCAGGCCAGUUGGAGAACCCCACUUUAGGUGAUGAGCCAGCAGAGCCCUGGGAAGUUGGAAACGCUGGAGAAGUAACAGAUGCCACAUUGUUUGGCUCCACAGAUAACCACUCCUUUAAAGAUGAAGGUGCUGUACAGUCUGACUAUGCAGAUCUCUGGCUCCUCAAUGACUUGAAAUCUAACGAUCCCUACCGAUCGUUGUCCAACUCCAGCACUGCUACGGGUACAACUGUCAUUGAAUGCAUCAAGUCGCCAGAGAGCUCCGAAUCGCAGACCUCCCAGUCGGGAUCUCGAGCCACCACUCCAUCUCUUCCUUCUGUGGAAAACGAGUUCAAGCUGGCUUCACCCGAGAAGCUAGCUGGCCUGGCAUCACCAUCUAGUGGGUACUCCAGUCAGUCGGAGACGCCAACAUCUUCCUUCCCCUCAGCUUUCUUUCCUGGGCCUCUGUCUCCAACCAGUGGCAAGAGGAAGCCGAAAGUCCCAGAGAGGAAAUCUUCUCUCUCUUCCCUGCAGCAACAGCAGCAGCCCAGAGAUGGAAGCACCUCAUCCAAGAAAGACCUUGAGCUACCAAUUAUACCUCCGACCCAUCUUGACCUAAGUGCUCUUCACAAUGUUCUCAACAAGCCUUCAGCCCACAGAAAUCCAAUGCACAUUAUCCAUCAGAACAAGCAAAAGGCAGCAGCUGCUGCUGCUGCUGCUGCAGCAGCACAUUCAGAAGCUCCAGGAUCAUCCCCUCUGGCCAUCACUCCCACUGUGCUGCGCUCAGUCCAGCUGCGAUCCGUCAGCAAGCCCAGUGAAGGGAGCCAGGACCGGCAGAAUGCUGAGGCUGCCCCUAAGCUUAAAUGUCCCACUGUGACAAUUGUCACCCCACCCACCACUAACAAAUCUCCAGAAUCCAAGAAACCAAUGUCCCACAGAUCCUAUGAGCCCCAUUCUCAGGAGUCCUCUCAAAUGCUGUUUACCCUGGGUGACAGACCCCCCACAAGGGAUGUAGCAUAUCUUGACAUUGCUAAAAGCAAGCAAGAACAAAAUGCCUCAGACCCCUCAGGGGCUAUGGCGGCAAUUACAGCUCCUUCAGACCCGUCAUGCACAGAAGACAAUCCUUUAUCGAAGCCGCCGAUUUGGACUGAAGCUCGUCACCCAGGAAAAGAGCUUCAGAAGGAGCAGGAUUGUGAAGGGAUGUCUGGGUAUGCUCUAUGCCCUGAAGAAGAAGAACAAGAGAGAAGUGGUUCAAAGAUUCAGUUACCUAGUAACAGCCUAGCAACAGUGCACAAUCAACCAUCAAGACCUGAGCCAGCUACUGAAAUCCCCUUCGUGUGUCUGACACAGGCAGAUUCUCCCCUUGCUCCCAGCAACACAACAAAGAAGUUUGACUUUGCUCCUUGCGACAGUAUUGACAAAGUGCCUGUAAUUAUAACUUAUCAAUCAGAAACAUCACAAGCUUACACAAUCAGUGAUACGAGUAGCAGAGAGCAGGAAUAUGAUGAGACAUCAGGUGUUCCUACCAGAAGUGCCUCACAGGACAGCAGGGAAGAGGGGACGCCAGACACUGAGGAUUCCUUCAGCAAAGAGUCUACACCAAGUGACAAUUCACUUUCGCCACUGAGUGAUGAGACAAAAGCUGAAGACGACGGUGUUUUUCUAUCUCCUAACAAACUACGCACUACAGAAGAUCUCUUUGCUAUGAUUCACAGAUCCAAAAGAAAAGUGCUGGGAAGGAAGGAUUCAGGGGAGUUGAGUGUGAGAAACAGGCUUACAGCGGCGUCUGGGAGCUCACCUGCCACCUCUCCUGGCACCCCAACUGGGUCCCAGCGAGCUCCGGGGCCCAUUUACAGGAGUGCCAAAAAAUCCAGCACCUCGAACGAGGAGUUCAAGCUGCUGCUGCUGAAAAAGGGCAGCCGCACCGAUUCCAGUUACAGGAUGUCGGCCACCGAGAUCCUGAAAAGCCCGAUCGCGCCCCGGUCUCCGGGCGACUUCAGCCCCGAGGCGCCCAGGCAGCCGGAGGACCCGCCCUCCCCUCUGCAGCAGCUCCUGCCCGCCGCGGAGUCCUUCUCCACCCCGUCCCCCAAAGCCAACACGGAGGGGUUCUCGCCAAAAACCUUCGGCACGUCUGCGUCCUCCAGGCAGGGCCGGUCCCGGGUGCCCCCCGCGGCGAACAGCAGCCGCUACAGCGUGCGCAGCCGCCUCUACACCACGCCCAUGCAGGCCAUCUCGGAGGGCGAGACGGAGAACUCGGACGGGAGCCCGCACGACGACCGCUCCUCCCCCGGCUCCUCGUAGAGACGUUUCGCAUAUCUAUUUUUCUUUUACUUUUCUUAAUAAAACACACAAAAAAAAACUAAACAAAAAAUGCCUGUUGAGCGAGAAAAAGGUCCAUGUCAUUGGAACUGGGAAUACCUAUUGUGCAAAUUGGGAAAAUGAGCCUAAAACGUAAAAAAAGACCCCCGUCUUUCUCUUUUGUAACAAUGAUCUCGACUUAUCGCUGAUACUAAAACCCGAUUUGGAAUACGAAAAACCUUAAUGGACCUGUCUCACUGUAUUACUGUAUUAGUUGUAUAAACUGGCAAUACUGUUUUAGUUUAUGAUUUUAUUUUUUUAAGGCUAUUGUCCUGUUAAAGUUACAGACGCAUACAAUGCAUUGUCUGAUGUUUGAUUAUACAAGAAAUUAUCACAUAAAAAACUGUUAAGAGUGAAAAGGACAGUAAAUGAUAUUAACAGCAGUCGUUUAAUAGCUAAAUAUCAAUAAACACCGGUCUUUUAAUAGCUAAAUAAUCUACAUUUACCUGCAUAUGCUACGUUCAUUUUGCUGUAAUGUAAAAUUAAUACAGGGAGCCCUUCUCAUAUCAAGAGUAAAAUGUUUAGCCUUGUAAAGAGUCAGACUGGCACAUGCUCAUCCUGAAAACUCUCAACAAAUGUACUGCAGUAAUGGUUCAGAAAACUAUGUAGGGUCCCUGCCUUGAAGAAUUUAAUGGAUGCUAAUAUAAUAAGGGAAGAAUUAUAUAGAAACUUAAGUCCAAUGAAACCUGCUUAUGACAGGUGCACAAGGGACAAUCUAAAUGUGGCCUUUAUGCUCCGAAGGUCUUAACAUACAGGGGAUUUGAUAUUUUAAAACGUUAUACAGGUAUUUGUGAGCAUCGUCAACGAAGACCGGCAUUCCUCCUUUACAGGAGAUCUUUAAUACAUUUGGCUAAAGCUUUAGGUUUUCAAACCUAUAACUCCUUUGCACUUGAUAUCUUGAUUAUCCAUAAGUAUCUCUUGAUAAUCUCUUUUAAUUGCCAUUGUGUAAAUAAUACAUAUAAAGAUUCCAAAUAAAAAAUAUAUGUAUGAAUAAAAAUGACACCAACUUGGAAGGUAGCUAAAACAUAGACUGAGGCACAGAAGAAAGAAAGACUGUGGGGCUGGUCGAGGGGUCUACAGUCUUUGUACAUUUUAGUAGCCUAGGUUGUCACACAUCUCAGAACUGGCUUGAGCUACCUUUGCUGAUACAAGUCUAUUUUAGUGAGAAGAUUCAGUUGUGCUCUUUUUUAAUGAAACAACCAGAAAUGUGAUGAGUGUGCAGCUUAUGUUUAUUGUGUCGUCACAUAUUCAAGGUCCAGGACAUACCUGAAGUAUUCUCUUAAUGACCUAAAACGGGAUUAACCUUCUAAUAUGGAAGUUACUGCUGCAGAUUGUUACUUGACUUAAUGUAACAUUAGCGUAAAGUGGAUGCUAAGGGAAAAUGCAGGCAAAUGAAAUAAGAAAUGUAUUCUGUGAAUACCUUUGCAAUCCUAUACACUGUUAAUUUGGGGCUAGUGUUAUUCCCUUUGAGGUGAAUACAGAUUUCAGCUAGGGUGAUUUACUUCUUAAAUAAGAAACACUCAGAGAAUUAAAACUGAUUCGCAAGAAAUGACACUGUGUAAGCUAAGCAAGGAAAAAGCUGUGAAGUCAGUAGUUAUCACACUCAUUAAUGCCAUAAUCUGUAAGUGUACUCUGACCAGCAAAUGGUCAGGUUGGUGCAUUUUUGUUUCUCAAUUCUUUUCCUCAUCAGCAUGCAAUAAGAACCAGUGGACUUUUGAAAAGGAGGUUUCGAAUUUUAAAAGAGACCGUAAUGUUAUUAAUAAGUAGGGAAAACAGAUUGCUUGACCUUGUAUUAUCGGUGUGUUCGAUAGCUGUAAAAAGUGUGUGAUCCUUUUUUAGUAAAUGUAAUCUAGAGUGGGGUUAAUUGGUAAGUGAAUAAACUGGUAACUGGGUGAUCUUUUUAAAGGUAUUUUGGUAUAUGAGGGAGGUAGAAAGGGGAGUAUGAAGUCAGGCUGGGUUGGAACUAGGAAUGAGAUAAGUCUUAAAAAGGGAUGCUAGAGGUGAAACCGAAAGAGAGAGUGGUCCGCAGACGAUGCAAUGUAAGGGAUUUUGUGUGUUUGUUUGAUGUGGCUAUGAAGCGUGGGAAGUGAAAAUUGGAAAGUGAAGUAGAGGAUAAAGAUAUGUCUCUCAACCUUUUGUGGUCAUUUUAACUCUUAUCCCUUAAUGAUGUCUAUAGCCAUUGUCAUUAGGUAACCGUGGCAACCACAGUAUCCACCAGGCCCUACCCAGUUACAGGUCUUUGAAGUCUGUGGAGUAUUAGAAGUAAGAACAGUAUUGUGACAAAACAUCUGCUUAAUACUAGCUUUGCUUUUAGUGUUUGGCAGGUAUACUGCAGAUCUAGUGCUGGAAAUUACACAGACACACACUGUUGACAAAUUCUGGUGUAAUUCUAUUCUAUUAAGACCAAUGAUAGCUGUCAUUUUCCAAUUUUGGUAGGACUGGUAGGGGGAAGGGUUAAGAUACACCACUAAUAUCAUUGCAGAGAAGGAAAUUCAGGAAGUGUGAAAUUCUUAAAACGCAUAGGUAUAUAUUAAAUUAUCAGCUGCUGUUCACAUAUGGCUUUGUUCACUGUUUCUUUUGAGCUCAUGCUUUUAUCAGUUACAACUGUAAUAUCAUUGCUUCUUUUGAUCAUUUCAUUUUAGCAAAAGACUAAACUGAGAUUUAUUUAUUUUUGUUACUUAAAAAAUGGAAGACAUAGCGUGAGUUAAAGGUUUUACGAAUUUACAGUCUCUUACAUUGGGCUUAUACUUAUAAAUCUAUUAAAUCUUUAUUAGAUAUUGAGAGAAAAAGAAAUAGAAGCUAUUUUUAAUGACCAGAUAUUUUAUCUAGAGACUUAUUUUGUUAAUAAAGAUUAUCUACAGAGACACAAAAUAAACAAAGCUUUAUUUAAGUAGACACUGGUUGAGUGGAAUUUAUAUCGGUUGGCAUUUCGAUCGCUGCAAAGAUUUGAAUUUUCUUGAUGGGAGAUGAAAAAAAUCCAAUUUCAUCCUAGACGUGCCCAUUGCUUUCAAAUUUAAAUGUGCAUAGCUAAGUACUGUUUUGCCACCAUAAAUAAGAAUUGCUUAUUGCCAAUAUUUCCCAUUGUCAGUGAAGUCUACAUGGGUUACAUUGUUCCAGGGCACUGCUUGUGUUAAAUAGAAAUAAAGAAAUUAUAUUUGUUAGAAUAUACUCUUGUUAACUGAUCACUAGUGACAUGAAUUAAAAAUGUAAAUGAUGUACCAAUGUAGCCAUAUUAUUAGUCUACCGAGACACCGUUAAAUGGCACUACAGUGUAGCAGUACCCAUAGUAGUGCUAUAACUUUCAACUUUAUUUUGGCCUUAAAAGUAAAGAUAAACAAACAAGUGAAACUAAUACUAUUGCUGUUUCCCCUUUACUACAUACCUAGGUUAUGACAACACCACUACAGAGUGCUAGGAAAAGUUUUAAAUAGGUCAUUUUUCUCUUUCGAAAAAUCUCUUUGAAAUAUAUGUAGGACUGUUGUAACUGCCAUUGUUUUAACAGGGUACACAAUGAGAAAUUAGUUGUGAACUAUCAUUCCAGCAUUAAACAAAUCUGACAUUUGCACUGAUAUCGAGAAGUUUUUGAAGUUUUUUUUUUUUCUUGCUGUACCAGGAGUUAUUUAUAUAGGGUUUCUUUUAAGACUGUUUGACUUUCCAUUUAACAGCUCAACAUGAUCCAUUAUCAAAUGUGCAGAGGCGAGAAAGCACAGUACAUGCUCUUGCCAAAGGGUUUCCGAAGUGUACAGGUGUAAGCAACAUUCAGAGGUUUUUGGUUAUUUGUGUAAAAAUAAAACAAAAAAGAAGGUUACAGUGUAACUGUUCUGGUACUAGACGCAAUUCAUUCUGGCUGAAAGCUACAGGUAAAUGGAUUUGCAUCUAUUUUGUAUUUUUGUACAAAUUUGUAAAUAUGAUCUUUUUAAAUUGUUGCAAAUAUGCUUCUUUUGUAAAAUGUUUUCAAAGUUUACAUUAAUUCCAAGCCUUUGUAUAUUUUUGAGCUGUGCAACACUUUAAGUCUUGUAUUUAUUUUUUAGUAAACAUUGUGAAAAUUCCAUUGUAAAUCUUCUCUCAACCAUCUGCCAGGGCAUCUGGCUGCUUAGUAAUUGUGCAUAGAAAAGGCCAAUAAAUGUGACUGCAUCGAAAAAUA
Lepisosteus oculatus (spotted gar) is the source of this 9336-nucleotide messenger RNA. NCBI's taxonomy places the organism in Eukaryota, Metazoa, Chordata, Actinopteri, Semionotiformes, Lepisosteidae. The record is from RefSeq and is a predicted model, not a curated record.